AACAGUUAAACGGUCGGAAGCAUGCUUAACGCUCUUUUAUUUGCCGUUCUUAUCUUAUCUGCGAACGUUGCGUGUCUUCCCACGUUCGAUAUAAAACGAUCGGAGAACGGAAUCUUAAGGCGACAAACCAGAGCUCCAUUUGGUCCCUACGAGUUUAAAAGGUUAGCCAAUUUCGGUGUGAAAAGGGAUUUGGGACCUUUUGGUGUCGACAAGAAAUUGGGAGGAUUCGGAGUGAAAAGACUUGGAAAUUUUGGAGUGAAAAGAUUAGCGGGCUUCAAUGUCAAGAGGAAUUCUAACUUGGCUAAGAUAAUGACCAUGUUAAAGGAAUCUUCUUAUAUCUAUUCCAAUAGAUUCUGAACGAAUCGCUUAUAAGACUUUAAAGGAAGAAGAGUAUAAUUAUGUUUUAAUCUUAUUCCUUUUUCUAUCCAAACUAAAAAGAGUUUCUUCCUCCACCUUUUUUUUAUGUUUACCAUUAUAGAUAUACUUUUUCAAUAAUAAAAAAUAAAGACAAUACGUUUG
This is a messenger RNA of Dimorphilus gyrociliatus, 519 nucleotides long. NCBI's taxonomy places the organism in Eukaryota, Metazoa, Annelida, Polychaeta, Dinophilidae. The record is from the annotation of a GenBank genome assembly.